CAUGUGAGCCAAAGUGACCUUACUGAACUCGAUUGGGGCCUCCCUAGCUGGCCCUAGCCCUAUGUACGCGAUCUUGAGCUACAUACACAGUCACUGUACGGUCUGCCUGCUACCUAAGGACCUUGUGAACUCUAAUGGAGGCUAAGAGUGAAUCACAGAGAGAGCUACUUAUUCUGAAGCAAUCUUCCUCUGAAAUUGUAGAAGAUGAAGCUGUGGAAGACCUCUUACCUACCAAAAAACAAAAUGGAGGCCCCCCUGAGAAGGUGAUAGUAGUAAACAAACCAAGGAGGAAUCUUCGCAAGCCAAUAAAAGUCACUAGGAUCCCCACACUCGAUAAAGUUAAUGGGAAUCGACCAAAGGAGAGUACUUUCCCAACCUUAACCUAUAAUAGUGGGAUUAUUAAUGGGAACACGCCCCCUAAAGAAGCCCCACCCACUACCCCAGCUCCCGUCCCGUCCCUUGUCUUGCAACCUGGAGGCUAUGUCCCUGUGUACACUCUACUCCCCAGAUCUUCCAGCGAUGCUCCUGUUAGCAUGGCUCCCAUCUCUCUGAGUCUGCCUAUGUUCACAGCUGCUAGUGGAGCCGCCUCCUUCCCUGUGAAUGGAAGGGUUGACCUCACCAGCAGUGCUCUGGCUACUAUGGCUAUUCUCAGCGGACGGGAACCGCACUCAUUCACUCGAGAGAGUGUAAGGAGUGAUGAGGGUGGGGAGGAGGCAGGGACAUCCCCACACAUUGUGCUGGUCCAUCCACAGCUCCAGAAACAAUCAUACUCAUCCGAUCCCACCCCUCAAGAGAGUGAUGAGGGUGUUAAGGUGGCAGAGACGUCUCCGCAAAGUAUGCUCGCCCAACCACAACCCCAGAAACGAUCACGCACAACAUCUGCCCCCACCCCCAGAAAGAGUGUGAACAGUGUGAACAGUGAUGAGGGUGACAAGAUGGCGGAGAUGUCCCGGAAAAUUCUGCUAGUCCAACCACAACUUCGCUCAUUGCUGACCAACUCCAUUCAGUCUACAUGUACAACGACUGCAAGAACACGUAGUGGAGAGCUUAUCAUCACAAAACAAGUGCAGACUGAGAGCAGGAGUGGAGAGAAAGUCACAAAGCGAAUGUAUUGUUGUAAUCACACUGGCUGUAUGAAGAUGUACACCAAGAGUUCUCACCUCAAGGCCCACAAGAGGAUUCACACUGGCGAGAAACCAUUCAACUGCCCAUGGGAGGACUGUGAUUGGGCGUUUAGACGAUCGGACGAGCUGACUCGGCACUAUCGCAGGCACACUGGAGAGAGGCCGUUCCAGUGUCGAGACUGCAGUAGAGCAUUCUCACGCUCUGACCACCUGGGCCUGCACAUUCUCAAGCACCAGGCUGGAGAGAGUUUUCCCAAAGGCACACUCAGCAUUGCCUCAGGGGCAGUGCCCGUUGAUGAUAUACAGCCGUGUCAUGUUGCCGAUAUGGAGAACAAUGUAUCACUAAACAAGGACGCUUGAUGAAUCUAGUUUUGUAUUUUCAUAUUGGAUGUCAAUGUCGUCUAUUUCUAGAUUUCUUUGUACCUUUUUUUUGUAUACAUAUAUAAUAUGUAUG
This is a messenger RNA of Halichondria panicea, 1578 nucleotides long. Its product is annotated as Krueppel-like factor 12. Gene Ontology annotation, biological process: regulation of transcription by RNA polymerase II. Gene Ontology annotation, molecular function: RNA polymerase II cis-regulatory region sequence-specific DNA binding; DNA-binding transcription factor activity, RNA polymerase II-specific. Lineage: Eukaryota; Metazoa; Porifera; Demospongiae; Suberitida; Halichondriidae. The transcript has 6 exons. Bases 135 to 1484 code for a protein of 449 amino acids. The record is from RefSeq and is a predicted model, not a curated record.